This is a messenger RNA of Acaromyces ingoldii, 2448 nucleotides long. RefSeq lists its product as hypothetical. The record is from RefSeq and is a predicted model, not a curated record. Gene Ontology annotation, biological process: endoplasmic reticulum unfolded protein response. The coding region runs from base 93 to 2276 and encodes 727 amino acids. NCBI's taxonomy places the organism in Eukaryota, Fungi, Basidiomycota, Exobasidiomycetes, Exobasidiales, Cryptobasidiaceae. The transcript is spliced from 3 exons.
CACAGCAGCCAACGACGACGAGGGCAAUGAUGCAUCGUCGCGCUCCUUCGCCACCCCACUCUCCUUCCGCUCCAUCCCACCGCGCUCUGGGCAUGACUGGAGAGAGCCAUCACGAGCACCGACUGGGUCCUCGUUCCAGGCCUACGUCGCCUAGCACCGCCUCCCAGCGACAGCUGCUGCAGCUAUUGAUCAAGUGCCCCUCGCUGGGCAGUCUCGACUGCGACACUCGCCUCAUGACAGUUUCUGCCGAUGCGACAAUUAAGCAGGUCAAGGCGAACAUCGAAACGACAUGGCCGGGUCGACCCAAGGCCGAGGGGAUGCGCUGCAUUCGAGCGGGCAGGUUGCUAUCAGAUGAAGACGUCGUUGGUAACGUCGUUGUAGAGUCCGAACGUCACGAGCCUGCGUCCCUGCACCUCGUCAUUCGACCCGAUGCGUGGUCCGAGCCGCGCUUGCGGAGGGCAGAGUCGUCGACUUCGAGGCCGGUACUCGCGCCUUUGGUUAGAACGGCCUCGACGGGAUCGAUCGCAUCGAUCAGGACUGCGUCAUGCCGAAGCACACCGAGACCACUCGCUUCGUCUCACCACGAUCUUACGCGGGCCGCCUUGCCUUCAAUUGCUGUCGCGGGCUCUGGCGAGCAGCCUGGCAGCAGGACCACCGAUGCGGGGCGCCAAUUCUACCACCUUCUGGCCGACCUCGACCCGUCGCAGUACUCUGCCGUCCAGUCGCUUGUGACGCUGGCCUUCCACAAGUACGCGGAUCUUUACGAGUCCCACUGGUUUCUCGUCUAUGGAGACGAUUGUGCUCGGCUUCUCGGCUCUCAUGCGGCCCAGAAGCAGGCUGGUCCUGCACAGCUCGAGUCUGUGGCUCAGUCGAUGGGAUUCAGCUUGGACGAGGCCGUUCAAUCGCUCCAGAUCUUCGAAGAGGCAUCGCUCCAAUGGCUCCCGCUUGAUGGCGAGGCUGCAAAAGAGGCGACCUUUGGCGGCAAUCAAGCUACCCACACUUAUCGACAAGUGACAAUCGAAGGAUUGCCGUUUCUGCUUCAACUGACGACUGACGCUCCAACCGUGGAGGCGAACCGACGACUGGGCGAUGUGGUCGAACGGCUCGAGGUUCUGCGAGACUUGUCAAAUCGUCUUGAUCGUUUGAUGAGCUUCCAGCACCUCUUGAGGCUGCCCUCUAGCCCUUCGACCGACGAUGCCGCUCGAGCCGGCAUCGGCCUGCACCUUGCGAGGCAGCAUCAGCAAGCGACAACGGCAGCAGCAGCUGAGCAACAAGGACGGCGCCGGGUGCAGAUGCGUACCGCUCUCGUCUUGAAUCUCGACGAAGUCUUCCACGUCACGCUACCCAUGCUCUUUCUCUCAUUCAAAGUGGCCAUUCUCAUCUACAUCUUCACCAGAGGUGCAAGUGAUUUCAAGAAAAACGUCAUGAUAGCCACGGCCGUCGCCUACGUGGCUUGGGAAGCAUGGAAGCUUGCAAGGAUGAGGCAAGUUAGAAGGCAGCUGCGCCAGACCAGGCAGCACGCCAGAAACCAGCAACAGCAGCAGCAGCAGCAGCAGCAGCAGCAACCACAAGAAGCAGGGAGACAGCAGACAGCCGCUCGGCAGAACGAGCGAUUGGGACAAGGAGACGACUUGAUCCCUCAAGCACCGGCCCGCUCGGUAGUCACGUCGCCCUUGCAAGUCGAAUUCUGGAUCGAGAGGCUUGCCUACCUGCACCUCGAAGUCGAAGAUCGCCAGCUCGGAUUCCGUCAUCUUGAUGGCUCUCCUGCUUCCGACCUUCCCGUUGAGGAUUUCAAUCGUGGACCACUUCGGCUCGCUUAUGAGGUCGUGGUGCUGCCUCUAGUCCUGUCUGUCGCGACGUUGGUGCCCGAGAUCGAAGAGCGCAGACGAAGGGCCAUCGAGACGAGGGAUGCCCUGAUCCGGAGCACAGCACGCAAGUUUGAGGAACGCAGGACGAGGGCAAGGGAGCAGGGGGGCCAGGCAAUCGAUGACUCCCCGCACGCGGCUGCUCACCUUGAGGCAUCUGCCAGCAAGCGAUCUUCCAAUCAAGGUGGCGAGGAAGGCGGCGAGGAAGGCGGCGACCAACCUGCUACCGACCAAGUGCCUACCCUGCUCAAGACGGCCUAUGCACAGAGGCUCUUACGAAAGUAUCGGGGUGAUGGGACAGGACGCCAGCUGGACAUUCAGGAAGAGCUCGAUGCUGCUGCUGCUGCUGCUGCUGCUGCUGCGCAAAACGCAGACGAAGGUGCGGAGCAAGCAGAUAUGGGCUUUUUCUAGGUGGCCAAGUCCAGCAACACAGAGGCUGCGAUUUCUGUGCCAAAAGACUCCAGUCUACUACUACUACUACUGCUGCUGCUUGUUGGUCAUGUUCACUAUUCAUAAUUGUAUAUCACCAAAUGCCUGUCCUUUCUCUACCAUUCAAAGUUGUCUAUGACCCUCUUUCUUCACG